Messenger RNA from Purpureocillium lilacinum, 2226 nucleotides. RefSeq lists its product as uncharacterized. Gene Ontology annotation, biological process: carbohydrate metabolic process. Lineage: Eukaryota; Fungi; Ascomycota; Sordariomycetes; Hypocreales; Ophiocordycipitaceae. Gene Ontology annotation, molecular function: hydrolase activity, hydrolyzing O-glycosyl compounds. The record is from RefSeq and is a predicted model, not a curated record.
AUGAAGGGCUCGCUUUUAUCGGCCUUGACGGCGACCCUGUCGCUGUUCCCUGGCAUUGUGCAGAGCCAGCUCGUCGGCAUCCCGACGGUCCCCUUCACGCAGUCUGGCGAUGGCGGCUUUCAGCUCCGGCGCAUCAAGCGCAUCGUCGUGGACAGCAAGUUUGCGGACGAGCGCGACACCUCGGGCCUGACGCUCAUCCCGCCGACGCUGCACGACUUUGCCAGUACGUUUGCGCAGGACCUGCACGAGACGCUGGGGGUACAGGCCCGCGUCGUCGUCGAGGACUCUCCGUCUCGGCAUGGCGCCGACGGUGACGCCGUCUUCCUCACGCUUAGCAGCGACAAGAGUGCCUUCCGCGACGCGGCUGGGCGGCCCACCGCAGAGGGCUACUCCCUGACGGCGGACGGGGCCGGCAGUGGUGGCAGCAUCGUCAUCUCCGGAGCGAGCCCGCUCGGCGCCUGGUGGGGCACCCGGACGGUCCUCCAGCAGGCCGUGCUCCGGCUCGGCUCCGGCUCCGGCUCCGGCUCCGGCUCCGGCUCCAGCUCUGGCGAUACCGGCGCGACGUUCCCGCUCGGCACCGGUGUCGACGCCCCCGGCUGGGGCGAGCGUGGCAUGAUGCUCGACUGCGCGCGGCACUUCUACCCCAAGGAGUUCCUCGCCGACCUGUGCUCGUACAUGUCCUUCUUCAAGCAAAACACGCUGCAGCUGCACCUCAGCGACAACAUCAUCGCGUCGCACUACACGCCCGACAACUUCCGCGACCUGUACGCGCGCUUCCGCCUGUGGUCGGAUGGCGAGGCGGUGCGCGGGCUCAGCACGCACCGCAACGAGUCGUACUCGCGCGACGAGUUCGACUGGAUCCAGCGCCGGUGCGCGGCACGAGGCGUGGCCGUCCUGCCCGAGAUUGAGGCCCCCGGCCAUGCGCUGCCCAUCGUCCAGUGGAAGCCCCAGGUCGGGUACGAGGGCGACCUGAGCCUGCUGAACAUUUCGCACCCCGACACGAUCCCCACGAUGAAGACCAUCUGGAAGGAGUUCCUCCCGUGGUUCCACUCCAAGGUCGUGUCCAUCGGCGCGGACGAGUACCUGGGCCCGGAGAGCGAGUACAAGAAGCUCGUCAACGCGCUCGACACCUUUAUCCAGGGCGAGUCCGGCAAGACGAUUCGCAUUUGGGGCACGUUCCCUCCAAAGAAAGGGACGCCGUCGGCGGAUGAAAUCUCGACCGAUGUUUCCAUCCAGCACUGGGCCUACGCCUUCGACAACCCGCUGAACGACUACCUCAAGAACAACUACUCGGUCAUCAACUCGGACGAGAUGUACUACGUCGUGAUCAAGUGCUGCGCCUACGCGCGGCGCGUCGACAUCUCCAAGACGUUCACGGGCGACCCGGCGGACAAGGGGCCCUGGCGGCCCAACAUCUUCAGCACGACCAAGGCGGCGGACAACGCGCCGCGCGACGAGCCCCUGAUCCAGGGCGCCAUCACGCCCAUCUGGAACGACCGCGGGGCCAACACGAGCGUCUACUCGGAGGCGUACUACGCCUGGCAGGACGGCAUCCCCGCGCUGGCGGACAAGCAGUGGGGGGGCAACCUGACGAGAAGCCAGUUCGACAAUGUGUUUCCCAAGCUGCAUGGCCCCGUCGUGCCGGCGCAGAACCUCGAGCGCACGGUGCCGUCUCGUGGCAGCACCAUUUUCAAGUACGACCUGAGCCGGCAGCGAUCCAAGUGCAUCAAGGACCUGUCGCCCAACCGGUACCACGCAAAGACGACGUGUCGAACGACUGGCUCAUCCGUUCGCAUCGCGCCGGAAUGUUCCGUCACGACGCCCCUGGAGUCCAAGGGGCGCAACUACACGCUCUCCCUGACCAUCAAGGUCGACAAGCUCGACGAUCCGACAAACACAACCAUCCUGACGGGCGGCGACUCGACGCUGAUGCUGACGCCAAACCUCACCCUUUUCGCGGCCGGCAUCCACUUUCGACUCGACAAGGGCAUCCCCCUGAAGGAAUGGGUUACAGUCAAGAUAGUUGGCCGCGGGGAGCAGACGUUCGCGUCCGUAGAGUCCAAGUCGGGCGGGUCGACGGGCGAGAUGGAGUUCCAGGCGGGCAUCACGCAGGGCGACAAGGCGGGCACGAUCAAGUGGUUCCCCGUGGCGGUGGAGGCGCCGAUCCGGGCGGUGACGGGGUGGACGGGGGAGCUGCGGGCGCUGAGCCUGACGGGCGAGGCAUGA